This is a messenger RNA of Plasmodium adleri (nom. inval.), 951 nucleotides long. RefSeq names its product 60S ribosomal protein P0. Gene Ontology annotation, cellular component: cytosolic large ribosomal subunit. Bases 1 to 951 code for a protein of 316 amino acids. Gene Ontology annotation, biological process: ribosome biogenesis; ribosomal large subunit assembly; cytoplasmic translation. Gene Ontology annotation, molecular function: structural constituent of ribosome; large ribosomal subunit rRNA binding. The transcript has a single exon. NCBI's taxonomy places the organism in Eukaryota, Apicomplexa, Aconoidasida, Haemosporida, Plasmodiidae. The record is from RefSeq and is a predicted model, not a curated record.
AUGGCUAAAUUAUCCAAGCAACAAAAAAAGCAAAUAUACAUUGAGAAGCUUAGCUCUCUCAUUCAACAAUAUUCCAAAAUAUUAAUUGUGCAUGUAGAUAAUGUGGGAUCUAAUCAAAUGGCUAGUGUGCGUAAAAGUUUAAGAGGAAAGGCUACAAUAUUGAUGGGUAAAAAUACAAGAAUUCGAACUGCUCUUAAAAAGAAUUUACAAGCUGUACCUCAAAUAGAAAAAUUAUUACCAUUAGUAAAAUUAAAUAUGGGAUUUGUUUUUUGUAAAGAUGAUUUGUCUGAAAUAAGAAAUAUUAUUUUAGAUAAUAAAUCUCCAGCACCAGCAAGAUUAGGUGUUAUAGCUCCCAUAGAUGUUUUUAUUCCACCAGGACCUACAGGUAUGGAUCCUUCACACACAUCCUUUUUUCAAUCUCUUGGUAUAUCUACAAAAAUUGUUAAAGGUCAAAUUGAAAUACAAGAACAUGUACAUUUAAUUAAACAAGGAGAAAAAGUAACAGCUUCAUCAGCUACCCUCUUACAAAAAUUUAACAUGAAACCAUUUUCUUAUGGUGUAGAUGUAAGAACUGUUUAUGAUGAUGGUGUUAUUUAUGAUGCUAAAGUUUUAGAUAUUACAGAUGAAGAUAUAUUAGAAAAAUUUUCUAAAGGUGUUUCUAAUGUUGCUGCAUUAUCUAGAGCUGCAGGUGUCAUUACAGAAGCUUCUUAUCCUCACGUAUUUGUCGAAGCCUUCAAAAAUAUUGUUGCUCUUGUUAUAGAUUCAGAUUAUACAUUCCCCUUGAUGGAAAAUAUUAAAAAAAUGGUUGAAAAUCCAGAAGCAUUUGCCGCAGUUGCUGCACCUGCAUCUGAAGCCAAAGCUGAUGAACCCAAAAAAGAAGAAGCCAAAAAGGUAGAAGAGGAGGAGGAAGACGAAGAAGAUGGAUUCAUGGGAUUUGGAAUGUUUGAUUAA